CACGGCGCAAGAGCCAAUACACUCGUGCAAUAUGUCUCUCCAAGAGAAGCUCGAGAAGAUUCGCUCGCCGAAGCUACAGAAUCAGCAUCAGACUGCCAUUGUGUUGUCUGCUGUUGAAGAUACCUUACGGGACCAGAAAAUUGAAGCUUCUCCAACAGGAUAUUUUACCGCUCUCCUCGCCCUUCUCCGACAGUCUAUAUCAUCUACAGAUGUUGUGAACAAAGAUUUGGCAACUUCGGUUGUUUACCUCCUGGAUGUCGUUGCACCAUACACCCCGCAACCUUUAUUGCAGUCGAAGUUCUCUCAGAUCCUUACGAACAUUGCUCCUGCAUUCUCUUUUCCAGAGGCAGAUGCUCCCCUCUUAAGACCUGCGAUAGGGUGUCUCGAGCCAUUGUUGAUUGCGCAAGAUUCAAAGGCAUGGGAACUUUCACAGACAGAGAUUGGGCCGCGGCGUGCCAUUGCUGCUUUGUUGACCCUGGCGGUUGACCACAGGCCAAAGAUCAGGAAGCGGGCUCAGGAAGCACUCACAAAAGUCCUGAAGAAUCCACCUCCCAGUCCAUCUGUCGACCACCCAGCUGCAGAUAUGUGCGCGGAGACGGCCCUAAUGAGUCUGAGAGACCUUGCUGCUAAAUCGAGCCAAGCCAGGAAGCAGCGGAAGAGCGGUGCAGCAGAACAUGAGCCUGCUUUAAUACAUGCCUUGCACUUGGUUAAGACUGUAGCUGCUGCUUCAGGUGGCUGGCCUAGCAGGAAAAUAGAGCCCCUGUGCGAGAUCCUACUCAAUAUCUCAAGGUCAAGCAAUGAAUACAUGACAAUGGCGGCAUUUGAGGUAUUCGAAAUAAUAUUCGAGGGCAUGGCGGGCGAGAGUGAAGCGUCUUCCAAACUUCCUCGGCUGUUAGAGGUGAUCUCGGAGCUCCGACCAUCUCAGAAUGAUUCCCAAGUUCUACCACCUUGGAUUGCCGUUUUAUCACGAGGCUAUGAUGUCUCGGCACAAAUUGAACCGGAAGAAACUUUCCAGAAGUUACCUGAGUUAUUUGAUUUGAUCUCUGGUUUCUUGGCAUCUUCAUCGCACAACAUUCGCGUUUCAGCGUCUGAAUGCCUGAUCUCUUUCAUGGCAAAUUGCAUACCCGACUCUGUUCUUUUGGAGCCAUCAAUAUACGAUGAGAAGGUCUUAGAGAAGCUGGCAAAAGCUGCUGUGGACCUUCUGAGCGUUAAAUACCAGGCUGCGUGGAUGGAGACGUUCAAUGUCAUGGGUGCCAUGUUUGAUGGCUUGCGAUGGCGAGCUGACCCGAUACUGGCCGAUGUCGUCAGGACUAUCGGCGAGCUCCGUGGAAACGACUCAUUUACCGGCAAGAAGGAAGCAGACGAGAUUAUUGGGAAAGCCAUUCGGGCGAUGGGGCCAGAGAGUGUGCUGAGGAUCUUACCCCUGAACCUCGCGAAACCAAAAGCUGGGCAGCCUGGGCGGGCUUGGAUGUUGCCCAUCCUGCGUGAUUAUGUUAGCAACACCAACCUUCAACACUUCAAGACCGAGUUCGUUCCUUUGAGCGAGCUUAUGUUUCAAAAAGUCAUCGACCACGGGGACGCAGAAAAGACUAUGGAAAUCAAGAUUUUUGAGACGCUUGUCCAGCAGAUAUGGGCAUUAUUGCCAGGAUACUGCGACUUGCCACUGGAUCUUCCGGAGGCAUUUGACCAGGGAUUUGCGGAAAUGGUAGCAAAUCUGCUGUACAAGCAGGUUGAUCUACGUCCUGAUGUUUGCAGAGCUCUCCAAACUCUGGUAGAUUCCAACAAAGCCAUAGCAGCUAUCGAGACAGAAGAUGAUCUUGUUCUUCAGAGCAGAGUCUCCAAAGCAGUUGCUCAAAAGAACCUAGAUCACCUAUCAGCCUUUGCCCCCAAUAUGCUUGCGGUCCUGUUCAACGUUUACAGCCAGACAUUGCCUCAGUAUCGGGGUUAUAUCCUACAAUGUAUCAACGCCUAUCUUAGUAUUGCACCGGCUACCGAGCUCAUGGAGACUUUCGAGCGUGUUACCAAAAUGUUGGAGUCUUCGUUGACAGAAACAGGAGCACAAACCCAGGCCGAAAAACAGAAGCAAAAGCAACAAAACGCAGCUGACAAGAUGCCUCCUAUGAGCCACACGCUCAUGGAUUUGGUUAUUACUAUAUCAAUCUACCUGCCACGAGAGAGUUUCAGCAUCUUAUUCAACAUUGCGUCAAUUAUAAUAAUCAAAGAUGACGAUCCUCAGCUCCAGAAGAAGUCAUACAAACUUAUUCCUCGCCUUGCUGAGUCUGAACAAGGCAAAAUGGCUUUGCAACAGCGCAGUUCUGAGCUUCAACAACUACUCCUUAGCAGCGCAGAGAAGGUUUCUACACCAGCCAAGAGAGAUCGACUUGCUGCAAUAUCAACACUCAUCCCAUUUCUCCCCAACGAUUCUCUCCAUUUUAUUCCGGCAAUCCUAUCAGAAGUCGUUAUUUCGUGCAAAGAAGUCAAUGAGCGAGCACGAACUGCAGCCUUUGACCUGCUUGUCCUCAUGGGCGAGAAGCUUGUGUCUGCCUCGGGGUCCAUGAUCGAGAACAGCAAGGUUCCUCACAUGCCUGACGACGCUCCGGCCGUAACAGCGAAUCUUGAAGAAUACUUUACUAUGGUCAGCGCCGGUCUAGCCGGCAGCACACCUCACAUGGUCUCUGCCUCAAUCACUGCCCUAACCAGAAUCCUCUACCACUUCCGAGAAUCGCUUAGGCCGGAAACCCUCACCGACCUUGUCCAAACUAUGGAUCUCUUCCUCACGUCCAAUAACCGCGAAAUCGUUCGUAGCGUCCUCGGUUUCGUCAAAGUUUGCGUUAUCAGUCUGCCCACUGACCUUAUGCUUCCUCGGCUCACGACAUUGAUACCAAACUUACUGGUGUGGAGUCACGAGCACAAAGCUCACUUUAAGGCGAAGGUCAAGCACAUUCUGGAACGUAUGAUUAGAAGAUUCGGAGUUGACAUUGUGAACAAAAACUGCCCGGAGGAAGACCGGAAGCUCAUUGCCAAUAUCCGCAAGACUAAGGAGCGGAAUAAGCGUCAUAAGGAUGCGGCGAAAGCAGCAGGCCCUGAAGGCAGUGAUGAGGAAGGCGGGGAAGCACGAGGCGGCAAGAAGAAAGGUAGAUUCGAGAGCGAAUAUGACGAAGCUGUCUAUGGUAGUGACGAUUCUUCUGAUGGCUCUGAUGUUUCGGAUAAUGAGAUGUUGGGCAAGAGCCGGAAGGGCUCGAAGAAGGGAGGGCAAACAUACAUUGUGGAAGAUGAAGACGAGCCGUUGGAUCUUCUAGACAGAAGGGCACUGGCAAACAUCUCGUCGACGAGACCGGUGAAACAGCGCACUCCCGCCAAGACGAAAGCAAAGGUCGAUCUGGAUGGGAAAUUAUUGCUUAAUGGCGAUAGUGAUGAUGAUGCGAUGGUUAUUGAUACCCCGGCCGAGGGCAACGGCGACGAUGACGAGGGUGGUGUGGGUGCAUAUGUGAACGCGCUUAAGGGCCGGGAUGCGGUCCAGAGGGGCAGAGGUGGAAGAUUGAAGUUCUCAAAUAAGAGAAGUAAGGAUGAGGAUGAUGAAAUGGAUGUUGAUGAGGAGGAUAUCAAGGCCGUCAAGAAACACAUUGGUGGAACUUCGAGAGACGGGCAAAGGGCAGGGAGAGGCAGAGGUGGGCAAAGGGGUGGGAGAGGAGGAAUAGCCAAUGGGCGAAGAGGGUUAGGUGAGGGGAAGAGACACGAUGGUGGAGGACGUGGCGGAGGUGGGAGAGUCAUGAAAUCAUCUCGGGGAAAAGGGUCUGGACGUAGGUAA
This is a messenger RNA of Amorphotheca resinae ATCC 22711, 3808 nucleotides long. RefSeq lists its product as hypothetical. The transcript has 2 exons. The coding region runs from base 32 to 3808 and encodes 1258 amino acids. The record is from RefSeq and is a predicted model, not a curated record. Lineage: Eukaryota; Fungi; Ascomycota; Leotiomycetes; Helotiales; Amorphothecaceae.